GGAGGAUUGGGGGUAGAAUCCCAUGACGUUGCGGGCUCCGCCUCCUGGUGAAUAUAAGGGGCGCUUGGCGCGUAACGACCCCAAGCAGCUGCUUUGAAGCCUGAGCUACGGAACUCGGCAUCCCUAACCCAACUCGCUUAAGUCUGCCUCAGAGCUGGACCCCAGAUUCUCUGCUCCCUGGCUUGCCACAUCUCUCAGAUCCUAGCAUCCUCUUCAAUUCCAACUAGAAUGCUGUGGCAGGCACUUCGCAGAUUUGGGCGUAAGCUGGUACGGAGACGCAUGCUGGAGCCAGGUGUGGCUGAGACCCGCCUUGCCAGAUGCCUCAGCACUCUGGACUUGGUGGCCCUGGGUGUGGGCAGCACACUGGGUGCAGGCGUGUAUGUCCUGGCUGGCGAGGUGGCCAAAGAUAAAGCAGGUCCAUCCAUUGUGAUCUGUUUUUUGGUGGCUGCUCUGUCUUCUGUGUUGGCUGGGCUGUGCUAUGCGGAGUUUGGCGCCCGGGUCCCCCGUUCUGGUUCUGCGUAUCUCUACAGCUACGUCACUGUGGGUGAACUCUGGGCCUUCACCACUGGCUGGAACCUCAUCCUCUCCUAUGUCAUCGGUACGGCCAGUGUGGCCCGGGCCUGGAGCUCUGCUUUUGACAACCUGAUUGGGAAUCACAUCUCCCACGCUCUGAAGGGGACCAUCUCACUGCAUGUGCCCCAUGUCCUGGCAGAAUAUCCAGACUUCUUUGCUAUGGGCCUCGUGUUGCUGCUCACUGGAUUGCUGGCGCUGGGGGCUAGCGAGUCGGCCCUGGUUACCAAAGUGUUCACAGUGGUGAACCUUUUGGUUCUCGGCUUCGUCAUCAUCUCUGGCUUCAUUAAGGGAGACCUGCACAACUGGCGGCUCACAGAAGGCGACUACAAUUUGGCUGUGGCCGGACUCAACAACACUGAAAACUUGGGCCUUGUGGGAUCUGGAGGAUUUGUGCCUUUCGGUGUUGAGGGGAUUCUCCGUGGAGCAGCUACCUGUUUCUAUGCGUUUGUUGGUUUUGACUGCAUUGCUACCACUGGGGAAGAGGCCCAGAAUCCACAGCGCUCCAUCCCCAUGGGCAUUGUGAUCUCAUUAUUCGUGUGCUUUUUGGCGUAUUUUGGUGUCUCAUCAGCACUCACCCUCAUGAUGCCUUACUACCAGCUUCAGCCUGAGAGCCCUUUGCCUGAGGCGUUUCUCCAUAUUGGAUGGGCUCCUGCCCGCUACCUUGUGGCUGUUGGCUCCCUCUGCGCUCUUUCUACUAGCCUCUUGGGCUCUAUGUUCCCCAUGCCUCGGGUGAUCUACGCGAUGGCAGAAGAUGGGCUCCUGUUCCGUGUCCUUGCCCGCAUCCACAGCAGCACACACACUCCUCUCAUGGCCACCGUGGUCUCUGGCAUUAUUGCAGCUUUCAUGGCGUUCCUCUUUGAACUCACUGAUCUUGUGGACCUCAUGUCAAUUGGGACUUUGCUUGCUUACUCCCUGGUGUCUAUUUGUGUCCUCAUCCUCAGGUAUCAGCCCGACCAGGAGAUGAAGAUGGGGGAAGAGGAAGUAGAAUUGCAGGAGGAGCAGAUACCAGAAGAAGAGAGGCUGACCCUCCAGUCACUGUUUUGCCCACUCAACUCCAUCCCUACUCCACUCUCUGGCCAAGUUGUCUAUGCUUGUUCCUCACUGAUUGCUCUACUGCUGACCGUCUUAUGCCUGGUGUUGGCCCAGUGGCAAAUUCCACUGCUUUCCGGAGACCCGAUAUGGGUGGCGGUGAUUGUGCUGCUACUGCUGCUCAUCACUGGAAUCACCGGGGUUAUCUGGAAACAGCCACAGAACUCCACUCCCCUUCACUUCAAGGUGCCUGCUGUGCCCCUCCUCCCAAUAGUGAGCAUCUUUGUGAAUGUUUAUCUUAUGAUGCAGAUGACAGCUGGUACCUGGGCCCGAUUUGGGGUUUGGAUGCUGAUCGGAUUUGUUAUCUACUUCAGCUACGGGAUCCAGCACAGCCUGGAAGAGUUUAAGAAUGACCGACCCCUAUCCAAGUCCAGAACCAGAACUGUCGACCUUGAUCUCAGUAGAUCUGUAGACUUUGAUCUCAGCAGUCCUUGUAUUCACACAUUUUGACACACCUGAUUCUACCUGGUUCCCCCCCACAAUAAUGGAGAGUUCUCUUGAUCCCGCCGAAAGCCGGCUCUCCCAUGUGAUGUUGGUGGGGGAUGCUAAUAUAGAGCUCUGUAUCUAUUGUGGAGUCAAGGGUGUGUCACUGCUGCUUUUCAUCUCUCUCUCUCUCUUUUUUUUAACUUGUCUACUUUUAAAUGGUUUCUGUAGUUGUAUAUGGCCUUUUAAAUAAAUAUUAAA
Molecule: messenger RNA, 2346 nt
Organism: Chinchilla lanigera (long-tailed chinchilla)
Lineage: Eukaryota; Metazoa; Chordata; Mammalia; Rodentia; Chinchillidae
Gene: Slc7a3
Product: solute carrier family 7 (cationic amino acid transporter, y+ system), member 3
Exons: 12
Coding region: 229-2112 (627 amino acids)
Biological process (GO): transmembrane transport; amino acid transport
Cellular component (GO): plasma membrane
Molecular function (GO): amino acid transmembrane transporter activity
Source: RefSeq, a predicted model, not a curated record